AGACCACGUUCACCAUACAAUUUCUCACUCCUUACCAGCUAACUAUAUUGACCAAAAUGGUACAUGAUCUUUGAUAAAAGAGGUGGUGUACAAGCGGGGGGGUGAGCUGAAUCAACUUAGAAUGUUACCUGUUGUUUCACCAAAGCUGCAGACCACCAGUUGGUGUGCGCCAAAGCAAUCUCAGCAAUAUGGUAAGAAACUUCGGAGCAUAAAAUGCGAAUGCCAUGGAGAAGACUACUACCAAGUGCUGGGUGUUCCAGUGGAUGCUUCUCCCCAACACAUUCGCAAGGCCUACCGACAACUGCAAAAGAAAUAUCAUCCUGAUGUAGCAGGACAAGAGGGGCAUGCAAUGACAGUGUUGCUGAACGAGGCUUACAAGAGUCUCAUGAGUGAUCAUGAAAGAAUAAGAGACAACGUUUCCAGUGGCAUACAUGGGCAAUUCACAGGUUCAGCUUAUAGUUCAUGGAAUGGCCCUCACAGGCCACAGGGCCUCUUUGUUGAUGAAGUUGCUUGUAUAGGAUGUCGGGAGUGUGUUUUCCAUGCAAGUAACACAUUCCAUAUGGAUGAAGCAUCGGGCUGUGCUCGUGUCAAAGUUCAGUAUGGAGAUGAUGAUACUAAGAUUAAGGUUUCUGUAGAUUCUUGUCCUGUAAACUGCAUCCAUUGGGUUGAUAGAGAAGACUUGGCUAUACUUGAGUUUUUGGCUCGUCCACAUCCGAGAGCUAGCAAUGGAGUAUUUGGCGGAGGCUGGGAGCGACCUUCAAAUAUAUUCAUGGCAGCAAACACAUACAAGCAAAAGCUAAAGGAAAAGCAAUCAGUUAAAACUGAGUCACGAGUUACAGAAGAAACGAUAGAUCAGCGUAAGGCAAGAAUGGAAGCUGAUCUCAAGUUACAAAUGGGAUCAUUGUGGCAGUUGUGGUCCUGGAUGAAGCAGUUCACUGGCAUUGAUUCGUCAAGCACCAAGCAGGAGAAAUCAGAUUAUGAACAAAACAAUCCGCGGUCAUGGGAAACACUUUUUAGCAGGUCUUCCACAUCUGAGCUCGCUGCUUUCCCUGUAGACAGCUCUAAUGUGAGAAAGACAGUAGGGCUUAUUAAAGAAUGGGCAAACACUUUUGCUUCGUCUAGUGAGGUGCCUCUUCCCAUGCCAUUCCGUGUGGAGCUUCUGGAGUUUGGUGUUCAACUGGGUUUUAUUGAUGGAAAUAUACAGUGUGUGGGUUCAUUAGUUGUGACAGUGGAACAGCUUGCUCGAUUGCCAACCUUGUCCAACACUCAGGAAACAACCCUGCCUAGUUGGUUUGUUUAUGUAAGGAGGCAAGGCACCACCACAAUGCAUUCCUUACCAGGGGAAGGAAGAAUUGUUCAAGACCUGACAAAACAAUUACUGGACAAGGACAAUUCUUAUGCAACAUACUAUAUUAACCAUAAUUCAUAACACCUUUAAGCGGGUACUCAUGAAAUUUAGUUUCACCUAUUUGACUUUUAAAUUAGAUAUACAUCCACUUUUACUUAGAUACCCUGUAAUAUAUGUAUGAUUUGGAAAUCUGGUGGAGUCUUUUUCAUUUAGUUCUAUAUAGUCUUGUACAAUAAACAAGUGUCAUAUAGUGGCCAGUACUUGUUAGUUUCUGUCAUGGCAGGAUAUUUAGGCAUUCAUAAUGCUUUUAAAUAGCUUAAAUACUUAUUAAUCAUUGUCUUAAAACUAAAAUAAAUUUCUCUCUUUUCAAAA
Molecule: messenger RNA, 1720 nt
Organism: Cryptomeria japonica (Japanese cedar)
Lineage: Eukaryota; Viridiplantae; Streptophyta; Pinopsida; Cupressales; Cupressaceae
Product: chaperone protein dnaJ C76, chloroplastic
Exons: 7
Coding region: 122-1429 (435 amino acids)
Source: RefSeq, a predicted model, not a curated record